This is a messenger RNA of Schizophyllum commune H4-8, 1255 nucleotides long. RefSeq lists its product as uncharacterized. Gene Ontology annotation, cellular component: nucleus; Smc5-Smc6 complex. The coding region runs from base 47 to 1093 and encodes 348 amino acids. The transcript is spliced from 8 exons. The record is from RefSeq and is a predicted model, not a curated record. NCBI's taxonomy places the organism in Eukaryota, Fungi, Basidiomycota, Agaricomycetes, Agaricales, Schizophyllaceae. Gene Ontology annotation, biological process: DNA repair.
CCGCCCAUCACGCGCGCCGCGAUUGUUCCCACAGACGCACUCUAAAAUGCAGGACAUCCACAUGGAAGACGCGUAUGACCCGGACCAGAAUGAGGAAGAGAAGCGCCACGUCCGGAAGCGCUAUCGCGACUUGACGAAGCGCCUCGAUGAGGGGCAGUCCAAUAUGCACGACGUGACGGCAGAGGGGAUUGCUGAAAUCAUCCGAGAAGCGGACAGUAACUAUGAACAAGUCAAGGCCCCCCAAGAAGCUACACUUGAUUCGCAAGUCCUCCUUGCCGCCUCCAAGAUGGGUGCACAAAAGGCCCGCGCAAUGCGGGCCGGUGCUGGAGGUUUCGACGUCGACGAGUUCGUCGCCAAACUGGUCACCUUCAUGGGUGGCAAGCGGACCAUCGGUGAUGAUGGUGAAGUUGAUGAUGGACUAGACGCGGACGACUAUCUUGAAUGGGAUCUUAUCGGCCGUAAAGCUCUGGCGAAGAGCCGAAGGGUACCCGCGAUGACAUUCAUGCUUGGACCCUUGUCUAUAGAAGCGAAGAAACGUGGGCCAAUAAAGCGCGCCAAGCUCGAGAGGAACGAGUCGGACAGGAAGAAACCUCAAGAAAUUCGCGAAGAAGACAUCCAACGCGCGGAGAACGAGACAACAAAGAACGUCAUUCAGCUCGAAAACAUACUUACGGACGAGUGUCAAAUACGACAAGAGGCACAGAACCGCGCCCGCCAUCAAAAGUACGCCAACCGACCCGACGAAUAUGACCCAGAAUGGGACGAUUUGCCCGGGAGGGUCAACCUCUUCGAGUUCGUCAUCAACCCAGAGGACUUCGCUCAGUCCGUCGAGAAUAUAUUCUAUCUGUCCUUCCUCAUCCGCGACGGCAAAGUUGCCUUCGAGUAUGAUGAAGACACGAAGGAGCCGUUCAUUUACGCCUGCUCUCCAGCAGGAGAGGAAGAGUACGCCAAUGGUCUGCGCAAGCAACAAAUGGUACUCGAGUUCGACGUUGCCACAUGGCGGCGUGCCAUCGAGGUAUUCAACAUCACGAAGCCCAUGGUCCCCAAGCGCGCUGCGGCCAAGACGAAGCUUGGGGACAAGUGGUACGGCUAGCACUGUCAUCUCGGAUGACCGUCCGCCCAGCCUCCAUCUGCACCGCAAUUUCUUGUCUUGCUUCUAUCUUACAGCGGCCGCGCCUGUAUUACUAUUGUACUCGUUGCUUAACUCGCUUCCGUGCUCUUGCUCUUCGCUGAAAGGGUUUCCAGCACAGUUCGC